This is a messenger RNA of Gaeumannomyces tritici R3-111a-1, 3704 nucleotides long. RefSeq lists its product as hypothetical. Lineage: Eukaryota; Fungi; Ascomycota; Sordariomycetes; Magnaporthales; Magnaporthaceae. The record is from RefSeq and is a predicted model, not a curated record. The transcript has 4 exons. Gene Ontology annotation, molecular function: RNA binding; protein binding. Bases 191 to 3292 code for a protein of 1033 amino acids.
UUUAAAUCGGGUGUUGGUGUCCUCUUGUCUUAUUUUUUUUUCUCUUCUUCCUCUUCUUUCAGGAUUGUCGGGUGCCAACUGAAUCAAGUGAGCGAAGGCACCUUUAAAUAUCCAUAUCUAUACCUGCAUCCUUAUUCAUCCUUACGAUUUACAAGGGAAUCGUCCCCACCACAGCCCUUGAGCUAGUCCGAUGUCAAAUCCCGGCGGGCGAGGCUCCGGCCAAGGCGGCCGUGGGCAGCGCGGGUCUCGCGGAGGUGCCCGUGGGGGACGGGGCGACUUUGGUGGGGAGCGGGGAGGUGCCAGAGGAGGUCGGGGAGGCGCUUCCUAUGGACCGCCUCAAGGCGGGCGAGGCGGAGGCGGAGGUGGAGGCCGCGGUGGAGGCCGUGGGGGUUUCGCGCCGGGACCAUCCCAAUCCACCAUCUACCACUCCCAAGAUGGAAGCAUCCCCGCUCCAAGCAGCGCCGUCACGCGCGUCGAGAACGCGCUUGGUUCCGCCAAGGUGAAUCUCAGCCGCCUUAAUCUGAACACCUCGAUGCCUGUGAGGCCCGGGUUCGGCACGAGGGGCGCCGCUGUCACACUUUGGGCCAACUACGUCGAGCUCAUCGCGGCACCCGACCUGACCCUUUACCGAUACGACAUAUCGGUCUCACCAAAGGCCACCGGCAGGAAGCUGGCCCAAGUCGUCCGGCUGCUGCUCGAGGCGCCCGAGCUGGCUCCCUUGCGACAGGACAUAGUGUCGGAUUUCAAGUCGACUUGCGUCUCGCGGAAAAAGCUUCCCCAGGAUGACCUGACAGUCUCGAUCAUUUAUCGUUCUGAGGGCGAGGACGAGCCGCGCGAGGGCGCGAACAAGUACGACGUCCGCAUCUUGUACACGAACACGCUAAGCAUCGGCUCCCUGACCGAGUACUUGACGUCAACGGACUUUGCGGCAAGCUACGAUAACAAGCUGCCGCUGAUCCAGGCCUUCAAUAUUUUCCUGAAUCACCAUGCCAAGUCGUCGGACGACCACGCCACCCUCGGCUCUUCCAAAGCCUUCUCGCUGCUGCCCGACGCCCCCAAGUGGAACCUUGGCGGCGGGCUGACGGCGAUACGGGGAUUCUUCGCGAGCGUUCGCACGGCGACCUGCCGGAUCCUCGUCAACGUCAACGUCAGCAAUGCCGCCUUUUACCUCGACGGCCCCCUGGACCAGCUGAUAGGCGCCUAUGACCCCCAGUGGCGCAAUCGCAAGACCAAGCUGGCGACGUUCCUGAAGAGGGUCCGGGUGAGGACCACGCACCUGCCAAAGAAGACGAACAAGGCCGGCCAGGUCAUCCAUCGGAUCAAGACCGUGUGGGGGCUUGCCACGCCGAACGACGGCUACAGCCUCGCUCACCCGCCUAGAGUGCGGGAGUUUGGUGCUGGACCAAAGCAGGUUGAGUUUUGGAUGGAUUCGAGCCCUCCGUCAAAGCCGGGCGCGGCGGCCAAAGCCAGUGGUGGGCCGGCGAAGAAGAAAGGCGGCAAAGGAGCAGGCCCCGGCGCGGCGGCCGCGUCGGCGGCGGGAGGACGGUACAUCAGCGUCUACGAUUUCUUCUUGAACACGUAUGGCAUGGUUCUUCAAAAGUCGGAUCUCCCCGUCGUCAAUGUCGGGACGCGGGAGAACCCGACGUACCUCCCACCCGAGGUCUGCAUCGUCAUUCCGGGCCAGUGCGCCAAUUCCAAACUGGACCCCACCCAGACCCAGCAGAUGAUUCGAUUUGCCGUCCGCAAGCCGGGAGACAAUGCCAACUCGAUUGUCUACGAGGGGCUGAGUACCAUCGGUCUUUCAAACAACACUAACAGUCUGUUGAGCCAAUUCGGCGUCUCCAUCAACCCCGGCCUGAUCACCGUUCCAGGACGUGUGCUCGACGAACCCAAGGUCUACUACAAGGACAAAAAAGUCGCCCAAGUCCGGUUCGGCGGCUGGAACAUGGUCGACGUGAGAUUCAACACGAACGGAAGGCUGAGUUCGUGGUCAUAUCUCUUGGUCUCGUUGCCCACGCACCGAGACGCGUUCGACCAGGCCAGUUUGUCGUCGACCAUGCAGCAAUUCACAGCUUUGCUGGUCAAGAGAGGCAUCAGUGCGGCCGCUCCUAUGCAGGGCCAGAGACUCGAGCUCAGCAGCCCCGAGGAUCCCCGUCUAGACCAGCGCCUGGAGAUGGCGGCCAAGAGACUCGAACUCCUCCUGGUCAUCAUGCCCGAGGCCAUCACGCCUUUGUACAGUCGCAUCAAACACGCGGGCGAUGUCAGGUACGGCAUCCACACCGUCUGCACCGUCGGCCACAAGCUCGCAAAGUGCAACGAGCAGUACUUCGCCAACGUGGCCCUCAAGAUCAACCUCAAGCUCGGGGGUGUCAACCAGCUCCUCGAUCAGCCCCGCCGCGGCAUCAUUGACGAGGACAAGACCAUGGUCGUGGGGAUCGACGUCACGCACCCCUCGCCCGGCUCGGCCUCCAACGCGCCCAGCGUCGCCGGCAUGGUGGCCAGCAUCGACCGCUGGCUCGGCCAGUGGCCAGGCGUGCUGAGCAUCCAGGCCAAGGCCCGCACGGAGAUGGUGUCGAGCCUGAGCGAGAUGCUCAAAUCACGCCUCCGCCUGUGGAAGGACCCAAAGUACGGCAAGCACGCCGCCCUGCCCGAGAACAUCCUCGUCUACCGCGACGGUGUCUCUGAGGGCCAGUACCAGAUCGUGCUGGACGAGGAGGUGCCGCUCCUCCGGAAGGCCUGCCAAGAAGUGUACCCACCGGCAGACCAGAAGAAGGGCCUCCCACGCCUGACCGUCAUCGUGGUUGGCAAGCGCCACCACACGCGCUUCUACGCCACCCGCGAGGGCGAAGCGGAUAAGUCGUCCAACCCCAAGGCCGGCACCGUCGUGGACCGCGGCGUGACCGAGGCGCGGAGCUGGGACUUCUUUUUGCAGGCGCACACGGCGCUGCAGGGCACGGCUCGCCCGGCGCAUUACUUUGUGAUCCUGGACGAGAUCUUCCGCACCCGCUACGCAAAAAGCGUGCCGCCGCCGUACAACAACAUCUCGGACGUGGUCGAGGCGCUGACGCAGAGCCUGUGCUACACGUACGGCCGCGCCACAAAGGCCGUCAGCAUCUGCACGCCCGCAUACUACGCCGACCUGGCGUGCGAGCGCGCGCGCCAGUACCUGAGCGGCGUCUUUGACACACCCACCCAGUCCGCCGCGGGGAGCAUUACGGCCGAGCCGGCGCUGGUGGCGAGCGACGACGUCUUGUUGCACGCCAGGCUGAGGGACACCAUGUUUUACAUCUGAUUUGGGUGUUGGGGAGGGCGGGAGCGUUGGAUAUGGCGGACUUUGACAUGGGCGGUUGGGGAUGAGGGGAGCCCCUGUGCAAUCUAUGGCGCCAGCGCAAAAGGCACUAGUAAUUCUCUGAGCGAUCUGGAUUCGAAGCGGAAAAAUGACCUUUUUAUGGAAACCCACGUGUUGUUGCUGGAUACAGAGCCUUCCGAGUGACGCCGUUCUGUGCAGUUGGGAUUCAAGAGACCCAUCGGGAAAUGGUACGUAAUGCUACGACUAGAUGAAGAAAAAAAAAGCCGGAAAUAUGCACCUGGAAACCAUGCCUACCCAGAUAAAUAUACCCAACAAGACGUAAAAAAAAGAAAGAAAAAAAGAGAAGUCUACUCGUCGUCGACAAGAGCGCUGCUCAGGCCCAGCAUGAUCAUGC